Molecule: messenger RNA, 1221 nt
Organism: Impatiens glandulifera
Lineage: Eukaryota; Viridiplantae; Streptophyta; Magnoliopsida; Ericales; Balsaminaceae
Product: putative vesicle-associated membrane protein 726
Exons: 5
Coding region: 337-1002 (221 amino acids)
Biological process (GO): vesicle-mediated transport
Cellular component (GO): membrane
Source: RefSeq, a predicted model, not a curated record
GCGGUCAUCCCUGUUACCGAGAUCUCUUACUCGCUGUUGCAAAACCAGUUUGAGAAACCGCUGAAAAUGAGUCUGGUUUCUGGUUUUCCGGCGAGGAAUCAUUCCUCCCCUUGAAGCGCAACAUUACUAGUUCUCAUUCUCUUUCUAACAAACUCUCUCUUUCUCUCUCUCACACACACACUAUGGAACUGAUGCCGGUCAUUCAUUCUCCGAAAACAGCUCCUCUUAUCCAACGCCAUCGUCUCUGUUCUUCAUUCUCUCUUUCUUCUCACAUUCUGAUGCUCUUUCUCUCUUCCAGCUUUACUUUAGCUCUAGCUUUCGUCCGCUCGGAGAAGAAUGGUACAACAGUCACUCAUCUACAGCUUUGUCGCGCGAGGAACGGUUAUCCUCGCCGAAUAUACUGAAUUCACUGGCAAUUUCACCACCGUCGCCUUCCAAUGUCUCCAGAAACUUCCUUCCAGCAACAACAGGUUCACAUACAACUGCGAUGGCCACACCUUCAAUUACCUCGUUGAAAACGGAUUCACUUAUUGUGUCGUGGCGGUUGAUUCUGCUGGGAGACAACUUCCUAUAGCGUUUCUCGAUAGAGUUAAGGAUGACUUUACUAAGAAAUAUGGUGGAGGGAAAGCUGCAACUGCUGUUGCGAAAAGUCUGAACAAAGAAUUUGGUUCUAAGAUAAAGGGGCAUAUGCAAUACUGCGUCGAACAUCCAGAAGAGAUGAACAAACUUGCGAAAGUGCAGGCACAAGUUACUGAAGUCAAAGGUGUCAUGAUGCAGAAUAUCGAGAAGGUUCUUGAUCGCGGAGAGAAGAUAGAGCUGUUGGUAGAUAAAACAGAUGAUUUGCGAUCUCAGGCACAAGAUUUCAGGACACAAGGGACGAAGAUGAAGAGGAAGAUGUGGUUAGAUAACAUGAAGAUAAAACUGGCUGUUUUUGGUAUUGUGGUCGCGAUAGUUCUCAUUAUUUUCUUUUCAGCAUGCGGAGGCUUCAAAUGUCUGUCGUGAUUAUAUCGUUUCGUAAGUGUAGUCGGUUUUUGGCGAAAUGUCUUUCUAUCUAUUGUGGCAUUUGAAUUAUUUCCUCUUUUGAAGAAGAACGAGUUUGAAAAACAAAUUUAUUUGUCUUGUAGAGGAUCGGGCUGUUUUUUUAGUGCCUGUAAUAAUACGAUGAUAGUCGGACUACUAAUGCUACUAUACAUAUUUAUUCAACAUUGAUGGUUUCAUUUA